GCGAGCGACUGAGGUGUGCAAGCAAGAAUGACUAUAUAGACAACAGAUAUACUUUUUAGAGGGACGAGGGAGUUGAUGAGAAGAAGCAGAUUGUUAAAGAACAAGUGAAACUUGGAUAUUGACUACAGCUGAAUAUGGGUGAGUCCAGUAUCUGCCAGGUGAGGGCGACAGUCAUGCUGUAUGAUGACACCAACAAACGUUGGGUGCCGGCAGGAUCUGAUACUCCUUCCUUCAGCCGUGUCCAAAUCUAUCACAACCCUGGGGCAAACACCUUCAGAGUGGUGGGCCGCAAACUACAGGCUGACCAGCAGGUUGUGAUCAACUGUCCCAUUAUCAAAGGGAUGAAGUACAAUCAAGCCACACCAAACUUCCAUCAGUGGCGGGAUCCCAAACAGGUGUGGGGGCUGAAUUUUGGCAGUAAAGAGGAUGCUGCUCUUUUUGCCAACACCAUGAAGCAAGCAUUAGAGGCUCUCAGUGCACCGCCUGGCACAGGUGCAGCUCAGGAUGGACCCUCUGCACAGGAGCUGGAACACCAGAGAAGACUAGAGCAUAAGAGGCAGGAACAGCAGGAGAAGGAGCAACAGGAGAGAGAGAGGCAGGCCUCCAAUGCUGCAUCUGCCCCUCCUGCCCCACCAGCAGCUCCACCCGCCCCACCAGCACCCCCACCACCUCCAGGCCCACCACCCUCCUCUGGACCAUGCCCACCUGCACCUCCACCACCUCCUCCGGGGGGCAUGGUUCCACCUGCACCACCCCCGCCCCCUAGUGGAGGUGGAGGUGGAGGAGCAAACGAUCUGGCUGCAGCUCUGGCAGGAGCCAAACUGCGUAAAGCAACCAAGGAUGAGGCAGGAGCAGCAGCCCCAGCUCCAAAACCAGCAUCCUCAUCUGGGGGAGGUGGUCUAAUGGGAGAAAUGAGUGCCAUCCUUGCUAGGAGGAGGAAAACUGCUGAUAAUCCUGCUGCAAAACAGGUAGAACCUUGCAAUGAGGACUCUGACUGCUCAAUAUCAAAAUGCUCAAGACAAGGAGAAAUCAAUGGAAAGUCCAAGGAAAAAUCUACCACCAUGCCAAGGCCCAAAUCCUUAACCAACAAUCAAAAGGACUCCAGCCCAAGUCCCAGCUCAUCCUCUUCUCCCUCCUCUAACUCUGCAACUACCACAGUGUCCAGAAUGAAAGUGUUGAAAAAGAACUCAGAUGGUGCUGGAAGUGAUACUGAUGUGGAACAACUCAAACAGGAAAUUCUGGAAGAAGUGAAAAAAGAACUUCAAAAAGUGAAGGAUGAGAUUAUCACAGCACUGAUCCAGGAGCUGCAAAGGGCACAGCCAAAGGGUGACGAGUGAAUAACUGAAGAAUGGAUCAAGACAAUAAUAAGUAGAUGUGAUUGUUUUUUUAAACAUAUUUUUACCCAGUAGAAAUUGUGUUGUUUUUUUUUUUACAGAGUAUACAAUGUCAAUGUAUUUAUCACACACAUGAUUGUGUCUUCUUCAUAUUUUCAGGUGGUACAGUUUAGAGCCUGACUAAUACUGGAAUCUUGAGGUUGAUGCUGAUAUUAAUGUUUAAAGAGUAACAAAAAUUGGAAGACCAUAUAGAUCUAUGGGCUGAUAUUCCUUUUUUAAAUAUAUAAUUUUGAUAAGAAUGUCUCAUACUGUUUUUAAUGAAUUAUGACUUCAAUAUGUACUAAGCAGGGCAAAUUGCAGUUGAGAAUUAAGUGUUAUCUGGUUGAUAAAUGUAAUGGAGACACUUUCUAAAUUACCUCAAACCUAUUUUAUGUCUGGCAUUAUGGUCUAUCCUGUUUCUCAGUACAGUAAAUACAACUGCUAGCCAUGAUACUUUUUUUUGCAUGUGAGAGGAAGACACAUUGUAUCAAAUAUUAAAAUGUGUCUUUGUCUUUAACUGAUUCACUUUUUGCCAGUCCUCUUCCGUUUCGGUGGAACUUCCUCCCUACUGUCCUGUUUCCUUUGCGGCACAUACAGGUGUGGUGUUAGUAACAACAGCAUAAAUGCACAAUACAAUUUAAUUAAAAACUUCACUUUAGUAAAAGUAAUGCAAAAUGGCCCACGUUAUAUUAUUUAGUGGUUAUAUAUGCAUUAAAUGUUGUGAUGAUGGCUGAGGUAUUCAGCUAAGUAGUCUAAUUUAGAACAAUGUUCAUCAUAAAUUUUGUGUGCAGAAAUUUUUAUCCACAAGUUACUAGUAACAUAGCUCUUAGAUAAAUGUAAAAGUACAUUUCUGUUUGAAAGGAAGUGAAGUAAAGGUAUACAUUAGCAUGAAAUAGAAAUUCUCAGUACCUUAAAAUUGUACUUAAUAAGUUUACUUAGAUACUUUCCACCACUGUGUUUGUAAUUCUGUAUACUGAUCUCGGGGUAACCGAGACAUCAGUUUUCUGGAUAUAAAAUUAAUUUAAACAAAUCAAAGGAUAUGUCCCUGAGUAGCCUACUAUACCUAAUACUAUCCCGUUCUUUCCUUUCAAAUGGUCUUCAUCAGGUUUUGUCUGGUUUGUCUAGGUAUUUUUGUUUAACUCUAUCUCUACAUUUCAUCAAUUGUAUGAAGCCAGUUUUCUUCUAUUAUCUGGUAAAAUAAGACAAGAUUUGUUGUGGGGAAAAAUAACAUAGUAUUAAAAUAAGUAUUCUGAAAAAUAAGAAUCAUUUAGUGAAAUUUCUUGGUAUAUGGUUGCAAUGGAAACAGUGAAAACAUGGUGUGAGAAAUUGUUGCCAAUAAAACACCUUUUGCAAAAUA
Molecule: messenger RNA, 2730 nt
Organism: Micropterus salmoides (largemouth bass)
Lineage: Eukaryota; Metazoa; Chordata; Actinopteri; Centrarchiformes; Centrarchidae
Product: vasodilator-stimulated phosphoprotein-like
Exons: 13
Coding region: 135-1337 (400 amino acids)
Biological process (GO): actin cytoskeleton organization; positive regulation of actin filament polymerization; axon guidance
Molecular function (GO): profilin binding; SH3 domain binding
Source: RefSeq, a predicted model, not a curated record